GUCUUCCGAUACCUGCACACGUAUCCACCCAUUUUCCCAUCCCCAUCGAGUGUCCCUCUCAAGCCAGCCAUCCUGCCCACGUCACCUUGACGGACGACACUUGGGGCUGCCCUCGCGAUUACAAAAAGGGGAAAGAAGACGCAUCGUCGGUCCGAGCGGGAACAGAGCGCAGAGAACGAAUCGCCGCCAAAAUGAGUGCCGCCAUCACCAAUAUGGCGCUGAUGUUCGGCGCGAUGCAGGUGGCCAAGAAGAUCCCAUUCGACGACAAUCCGGAGAUUGUGGUGUACGCGCGGCUCGGCUACGUGAGCGCGCAGCUGCUGUGUCUCGGCGUGUUCUACUACUGCUCGAUCCGUGUCAAGCGUGCCAACGACCUGACGGUGCUCAAGUACGUCGAGCCGAAGAGCCCGAUGAGCCAAGAGCCUGGCGAGCUAGUCACGACGACGCACAAAGACUACGACUUGGCGGACAUUAACAAGGCCAUGCGCGGCGUCUUUAUGGGCAUGCUCUUUGUCGGCUUCAUGCAUCUGUAUAUGGGCUACACCCAGCCGCUGGUGAUCCAGUCGAUCCUGCCGCUGAAGAACGCACUGGAGAGCAAGCAGGCGCAGCUGUGGGUGUGGGGAAAGCCAGCGACGGGCGAGCUGAAGCGGCCGUUCAAGGCGGCGCCAGGCCUAUUCGGCAUGCAGGGCAGCGCCGGCCCGCAGACCGACAAGGCAGCCAUCCGCGAGGCCGAGAUCGCCGGUGGCGCAGCGGCCAAGAAGGCCGAGUAGUGUCGAGUCUCCCGCGCCACCCUGCCACUGUUGCCUGCCUACCUAC
Molecule: messenger RNA, 813 nt
Organism: Tilletiaria anomala UBC 951
Lineage: Eukaryota; Fungi; Basidiomycota; Exobasidiomycetes; Georgefischeriales; Tilletiariaceae
Product: putative PHO88-involved in phosphate transport
Exons: 3
Coding region: 192-767 (191 amino acids)
Biological process (GO): protein targeting to ER
Cellular component (GO): endoplasmic reticulum; mitochondrion
Source: RefSeq, a predicted model, not a curated record